AAUAAACAAUGGUAGAAAUUGAGAAAUUGUCAAGCGAGGAGUAGAACGAAGAAUGAUUAAGCUCCUUUGAAGGAUUUAUUGUUUCCGGUGUUAGUUGGAUUUAGAUCUUCCAUAGAAUUUCCAGCUGACAGGUGACAAAAGUCAACAAACAUGGCGGAGGACCGCGGUGUCAUAAAUAUUUGUUUCAACCAAGAUUAUAGUUGUUUUGUAUGUUCUACAGAAUCAGGGAUCAGGAUAUAUAACACAGACCCCCUGACACAUAAAUUAAGAAUAGGUGCUGAAAAUGUGGGAAGUAUAGGGUACGCUGAGAUGUUGUUUAGAACUAAUUUACUUGUUAUUGUUGGAGGCGGAAAAAUUCCUAAAUUUGAUGAAAAAGCAGUAUUAGUGUGGGAUAUGAAAGGUAAAGAUGAAAAAGAAAGUAUUUUAAUGGAUAUUACAUUCUCUCAACCAGUUGUUGGUGUUAAAGUCUUAAGAGACAGACUGAUUGUGAUUCUAAGAAAUCAAGUCCAUGUUUUCUCUUUUCCUAACGAACCACAGAAACUUUACACAUUUUCUACUGGAGACAAUCCUAAAGGUUUAUGUAGUGUCAGUUGCUAUGGUAAAAUUUUAGUUUUUCCAGGAAUAAAAUGUGGUAGCGUUCAAAUUGUGGAUCUGGAAACAACCCAGCCUAGUCAAACAGUAUCACCAGUCACUAUUAAUGCUCAUCAAAAUGCAUUGGCCUGUUUAACAGUGGAUCAGAAGGGAACCUUAAUAGCAACAGCAUCCAGAAAGGGUACAUUGAUAAGGGUGUUUGAUCUAUUGUCUAAGAAGUUAGCAGUAGAACUAAGACGAGGUGCAGAUCCAGCCAUGUUAUAUUGCUUAUCAUUUAGUCCAGAUUCGUCAUUUCUCUGUGCAUCAAGUGAUAAAGGAACUGUUCAUAUAUUUGCUGUAAAAGACACCAGUUUAAACAAAAAAUCAAAGUUUCAGAAAAUGGGAUUUUUAGGACCGUACGUUGAAUCAUUAUGGGGUCUAGCAAGUUUUACUGUUCCAGCUGAGAGAGCAUGUGUUUGUGCCUUCAGUUCUAACCAAUCAGUCAUAGCUGUAUGUGUGGAUGGAACAUUUCAUAAAUAUGUAUUUAACACAGAUGGUAAUUGUAACAGAGAGGCUUAUGAUGUUUAUUUAGAUAUGGGGGACAUAGACUGAUAUGUAUUUAAAUCAAAUCAUUAUAUCUUAAACUGGAUAAUUUGUUGGGUAGACUUGUUACAUUUGUGAUAGAAAUUUUAUAAUUUUACAUGCCCAAUAAACAUUAUUAUUUAUGUGGACUCGUUCAGUAAGUCAUGUUGAGUUUACAGACCAAAUUGACAUUUAAAUUUAAAGUGACGUGAACAUUUGAAGAGUAUGGCACGAUGACAAUCCUAAACUGCCAUAUACGUUUUGUGGACUCUGUAAAAGAGAUGCCUAGUAGGCAAACCAAAAUGACAUUAUUAGCUAUGUGUAUGUGGUUUCUUUUAAAAGGAUACCAAGUUGACAAACCUAGCACUAGAGAAGUUCCAGGUGUUCUGAUAUGGACGAAGUUUUUGCAAUAAUCAUAAAGAUUUUCACUGUUAAAAUAGUGCUCAAUGCAUUAACAGCAGAGGGAUGUAUAGAAAUAUUAAACUGAACCUGAAAGAGUUGUAAUUUAGACUUUUUUUGUCUGUGUGAUCUGUUUUAACCUGUGUAUCUAAAUAAGUAAAAUUCUUGUGAUUGCACUUGUAUGUUGUUUUAAUUAAUAAAAAUUAUUGUACAUUAUAAA
Messenger RNA from Lottia gigantea (owl limpet), 1771 nucleotides. RefSeq lists its product as hypothetical. Gene Ontology annotation, cellular component: extrinsic component of membrane; cytosol; phagophore assembly site membrane. Bases 151 to 1182 code for a protein of 343 amino acids. The record is from RefSeq and is a predicted model, not a curated record. Gene Ontology annotation, biological process: protein localization to phagophore assembly site; nucleophagy; autophagy of mitochondrion. Lineage: Eukaryota; Metazoa; Mollusca; Gastropoda; Lottiidae. The transcript is spliced from 12 exons. Gene Ontology annotation, molecular function: phosphatidylinositol-3,5-bisphosphate binding; protein binding; phosphatidylinositol-3-phosphate binding.